Molecule: messenger RNA, 612 nt
Organism: Salvelinus sp. IW2-2015
Lineage: Eukaryota; Metazoa; Chordata; Actinopteri; Salmoniformes; Salmonidae
Source: RefSeq, a predicted model, not a curated record
AUGUACACCCCCACCACUACAGUCAACAUGAACACCACCAAAGUCAACAUGUACACCACCACAGUCAACAUGUACACCACCACAGUCAACAUGUACACCACCACCGCAGUCAACAUGUACACUACCACUCCAGUCAACAUGUACACCACCACCGUAGUCAACAUGUACACUACCAUCACAGUCAACAUGUACACCACCACGACAGUCAACAUGUACACCACCACCAAAGUCAACAUUUACACCACCCAUACAUACAGUCAACAUGUACACCACCACAGUCAACAUGUACAUCAUCACAGUCAACAUGUACACCAUCAUCGCAGUCAACAUGUACACCACCACCACCCCAGUCAACAUGUUCACCCCACCACCACAGUCAACAUGUACACCACCACCACAGUCAACAUGUACACCCCCACCACUACAGUCAACAUGUACACCACACCCACAGUCAAAAUGUACACCACCACCACAUACAAUGUGAACACCAUCACCCCACCACAGUCAACAAUCAACAUGUACACCAUCCCCACCAUAGCCAACAUGUACACCACCAUAGCCAACAUGUACACCACCACAGUCAACAUGUACACCACCACCAUCAGUCAACAU